CGAUCCUACAUUGCUUGGGAAUGAGAAAUUUUUGCGCUCUAUAAUGAUUCCAACAGUCUCUAGUUGUAACAUUAUAAGCUUCCCAUGUGUUUCCUUUCUCUUUCCCCUUUGCUUGCAAGGGUGGCUAAUAAAAUUGGGAGGAUUUUCCAAAUAUUUUUGUGGGGUGGUCUUGGAGAGGAAAGAAAGUUUCACUUGGUUAGUUGGAAGGUAUGCUCACCAGUUUCUUGUGGAGGUUUGGGGAUUCAAAAUUUGAGGCUUUUCAACAAAGCUUUACUUGGGAAAUGGCUAUGGCGAUAUCACCUUGAGAGGGAUGCAUUUUAGAGAAAUAUUAUUGAUGUCAAAUACAGGAAGGUUGUGGGGGAGUUGGUGUUCUAGGGAAGUUAGAAGAGUGUAUGGGGUAGGUUUGUGGAAGUUCAUUCGGGUUGGUUGGGGGGAAUUUGUCAAUCAUAUUAAAUAUAAGGUGGGUUAUGGUACAAGGAUUAGUUUUUGGCAUGAUGCUUAGUGUGGGGAUAUGGCUCUCAAGAAUGUUUAUCCUUCUCUAUUCAGAAUUGCUAGUGAUCAAGAAGCUGCAGUGGCUGACCCCUUUAUUUUGUUAAUCAAUAAUCUCCAAUGGAAUGUAAAUUUCAUCAGAGAUAUGCAUGACUGGGAAGUGAACAUUGUUUCUGAUUUUUUUGGAAGAUUACACCACAUGAAGAUUGUGCAGGGAAGGGAAGACAGUCUGCAGCGGAUACAUGCUGGAAAUUCCAGAUUUUCAGUUUGCUCCUUUUAUAAGGCAUUAACUUUUGUGCCAACAAAUUCCCUUGGAAGAGCAUUUGGAGAUUAAUAUAUGGGCUGAGGUGCACAUUUCAUGGGAGGCGUUGAGGAUGAAGAACCAGCCACAAAACGCACGAAAGUGUCUUUUGAAGAAUUGAGAGGUCUUUCAAACGGUUCAUCUUUUAUAGAGCCUGUAUCUGCUUCUUCGAGUGAUUUGAUGGCUCGACCCCUAGCAUCUGAAGGGGACAAAGAGGUUGUUGGUUCAAAAGGAAUUAUUAAAAGAGUGGAAUUCGUUCGUAUAAUAGCCAACGCGUUGUACUCUCUUGGCUAUAAGAAGAGUUGUGCGCACCUAGAGGAAGAGUCUGGAAUACGAUUACACUCCUCUGUGAUAAAUGUGUUUAUGCAGCAAAUACUUGAUGGAAAUUGGGAUGGAAGUGUUUCUACAUUGCUCAAAAUUGGACUAUCAGAUGAAAGGAUUGUUUUAUCAGCCUCUCUUCAGAUUCUGGAGCAGAAGUUUUUUGAACUUUUGGAUGCAGAAAAGGUCAUGGAUGCAUUGAAGACGUUGAGGACUGAGAUUGCACCUCUAUGCAUUAACAAGAGUAGAGUUCGUGAACUUUCUUCCUGCAUAAUUGCUCCUUCACAGUGUAAUCUAGUUGGGUCUUGCAGUCAAGACACUGUGAGGUCAAAGUCUCGUUCAAAGCUACUGCUGGAGUUGCGGAAACUGCUUUCCCCGACAGUUAUGAUUCCUGAAGACAGGUUGGAACAUUUAGUUGAACAGGCGCUUCUUUUGCAACGAAAUGCUUGCAUUUUCCACAACUCUUUGGAUAAUGAAAUGUCAUUGUACACUGAUCAUCUGUGUGGAAGAGAUCAGAUUCCCUCCCAAACAUUGCAGAUAUUACAAGAACACAAGGAUGAAGUCUGGUUCUUGCAGUUUUCACAUAAUGGGAAAUAUUUGGCUUCAUCAUCAAAUGAUCGUUCAGCAAUCAUAUGGGAGGUUGAUGUCAAUGGUGGAGUGUCUUUAAAGCAUAGAUUAUUUGGCCACCAGAAACCUGUCUGCGCUGCUUCAUGGAGUCCUGAUGAUCACGAACUCCUUACCUGUGGACUGGAGGAGGUUAUCAGGCGCUGGGAUGUUUCUUCUGGUGAGUGCCUACAUGUUUAUGAGAAAGCUGGCAUUGGCCUUGUGUCCUGUGGAUGGUUUCCAGAUGGCAAAUGGAUAUUCUCUGGUGUCAAUGACAAGAGUAUUUGCAUGUGGCAAUUAGAUGGGAGAGAGCUGCAGUGUUGGAAAGGGCAACGAACUCUUAGGAUAUCUGAUUUGGAAAUAACGAAUGAUGGAAAACAAAUUAUAAGUAUUUGUAGAGAAAAUGCAAUACUCCUACUUAACAGGGAAGCAAACACCGAAAGAUUAAUUGAAGAGGAUCAAACAGUAACCACGUUUUCACUAUCAAGGGAUAAUAGGUUUUUGCUGGUUAAUCUUCUGGACCAAGAAAUCCAUCUCUGGAACAUUGAUGGUGACCUCAAGCUUGUUGCCAAGUACAAAGGUCACAAACGCACCCGGUUUGUGAUCAGAUCUUGCUUUGGUGGACUUGCCCAAGCUUUUAUUGCCAGCGGCAGUGAGGAUUCUCAGGUUUAUAUAUGGCACAGAGGGUCAGGUGAGCUGAUAGAGGCAUUGCCUGGCCAUUCUGGAGCUGUGAAUUGUGUGAGCUGGAAUCCCGUGAACCCCCACAUGUUGGCAUCAGCCAGUGAUGACCACACAAUACGGAUAUGGGGCCUAAAUGAGCUAAGAAUGAAGCGCAAGGAUACACAUAGUAAUGGCGUCCACUAUUGCAAUGGGGUACCUGAAAGGAGUCUGAAAGGAAGUCAUUGGUUGUAAUUUGUUAUUUUCUCUGAUCAUUGUUUUUUUGUGUAAAUACUUGCUUAUCGCUGCAAGCAGACAUUUUUAUCAAACAAGCAUGUGAAUUCUGCAACAAGUUUAUGAAAAUAAAUCUACCAUUUUUAUA
Carya illinoinensis is the source of this 2750-nucleotide messenger RNA. Its product is annotated as WD repeat-containing protein 26 homolog. Lineage: Eukaryota; Viridiplantae; Streptophyta; Magnoliopsida; Fagales; Juglandaceae. The transcript is spliced from 5 exons. The record is from RefSeq and is a predicted model, not a curated record. Gene Ontology annotation, molecular function: protein binding. The coding region runs from base 848 to 2623 and encodes 591 amino acids.